Molecule: messenger RNA, 1110 nt
Organism: Dermacentor silvarum
Lineage: Eukaryota; Metazoa; Arthropoda; Arachnida; Ixodida; Ixodidae
Product: CRISP/Allergen/PR-1-like
Exons: 4
Coding region: 1-1110 (369 amino acids)
Cellular component (GO): extracellular region
Source: RefSeq, a predicted model, not a curated record
AUGGAUCGCGCCCCAACGGUGUGCCGAGGUAGAGCUCAGAAAUUCUUGGCCAUCUUCAUCAAAGAAAUACUUGAUCACGAAGACCAUGGACUCAAGGCUCCACUGCGGCCAACCUCCGAAGCCAGUUUUCCCGUAUGGAAGCAGCAGCGUCAUUGCCAGGGCACGGGCGACACGCGCCGUUCUCACGAGCAGGCAGAAGAGGACGCCAUGGGACGCUGCCUCCGUGAACGACUGCUCCUCUUGCUGGUCGCGGCCACCCACAAGCCCCACAACGUCUCGGCGAAACGAGCCGGCGAACGACGGUCUGAUCUGGCGGUCAGCUGGCUGCAUCCUCCGGCGGAGUUCGUGGUUCCGUGCACGGUCCGCGAGCGAGGCUUCGACGGUGACCAGCAGGCGGCCGUCGUCAAGGCGCACAACGAGUACCGCAGCCUCGUCGCCAAAGGAGAGCUGCCAGACUUCGAACCCGCGGCAGACAUGUGCGAGACCACGUGGGACCCAGACCUGGCGGAAGUGGCGCAGUCGUACGUGGAACAGUGCGCGCCUCAGAAGGAAGUCCUGCAGGCACGUGACUUCAUCGAGCAGGGCCAGAACCUGUGCCUCCAGACGCUGCCGGGCACCGCCAACGACACGGGAUUCGAGGCCUGCGUCGCCGCCUGGUUCAGCGAGCAUGCCGGCUGCUCUAAAAGAAUCAUCGAGUCGUACAGAAACACCAGUGGCCGAGAUGAAGCCUCCUGCGAACAUUUCACCCAGCUCGUCUGGUCCCGGAGUCAGUACGUCGGCUGCGGCUUCGCACUCGUCGAGUCCAGCGACGGCGUCACGCGCAACCUGUACGCGUGCAACUACGACGAGCCGGGCAAUCAUCCGGGCACGGCCGUCUACGUGCCGGGUCCCGCGUGCUCGUCCUGCCCCAGGUACACGACCUGCGUCGCCGAGCUGGGCUUGUGCCGCGCCGACCAUCUGACCCCCGACAAGCCAGCCGAGGACACGGGUCCUACCAAAGGCCCCAAGAGUGGCCACGGUGACGUCACCAUCUCGUCCCGCCAGUCUUUGACGUUAAUGGUAUCUUCGUCUGUGCUAGCGUUCCUGGUGGGCUCGGCAGUACUGCCGUGA